Molecule: messenger RNA, 1822 nt
Organism: Histoplasma capsulatum G186AR
Lineage: Eukaryota; Fungi; Ascomycota; Eurotiomycetes; Onygenales; Ajellomycetaceae
Product: ZIP Zinc transporter
Exons: 4
Coding region: 17-1279 (420 amino acids)
Biological process (GO): zinc ion transmembrane transport; intracellular zinc ion homeostasis
Cellular component (GO): membrane
Molecular function (GO): zinc ion transmembrane transporter activity
Source: RefSeq, a predicted model, not a curated record
CGCCCUACUUAUUUAAAUGCUUUCUUAUAUCUCACGACGCCAUCGGGCGUUGUUCCUACUUACUAUUCUACUCCUCACAUGUCUCGCGGCGACUAAGAGCUCACGCGAGCAGAUACCCGUUGAACAGCUCUCAGCGUCAGAGAUAGAAGCCAAGUUGCAAGAAUGCCCUUUUGUCCAAGAACUGAACGCGCACAAACUUGCAACAAGCCCCGAAUCCACAGGCUUCACCUCUCAACUCUUCGCGGUGCUCUUCCCUGGCAGUCCAGCGGUAAAUGCUAUACUAGCGACAUUCUACAUAUCAGGACCACCCAAUUUCCUCCUCGCAUUAUGUCCUCCAAACAUCGAUCCUUCCUCGUUAUCGAUAAUGGUUGCGUUUGCGGUUGGUGGACUUCUCGGCGAUACUCUCUUUCAUCUUCUACCCGAGAUAUUCCUAGGUGAAGAUUCCCCCGAACAUGCCCGCUUUGUCCUCGUCGAACCAAAUAGAAACAUUCUCCUUGGUCUUGCUAUCCUCGUAGGGUUCUUGACAUUCGUGGCCAUGGACAAGGGGCUCCGUAUCGCUACCGGGGGAGAGGAUGGACAUGAUCAUAGCCACAGCCAUAGCCAUGCAGUGGAAGAUAGUAUGGCAAUAUCCUCUAGCUCCGCAACCUCCAAUAUGGAGAACAAAGGCGAGCUGAAGAAGCGCAAGCCAAACACCAAACCUGAGGCAAACAGUUUGUCGGAGACCGACGGGAAGGAAAUAAACCCGAGCACAAAGCUAAGUGGAUAUCUCAACCUAAUCGCGGACUUCACUCAUAAUAUUACCGACGGGCUCGCCAUGUCCUCAUCUUUCUACGCCUCCCCAACCAUCGGCGCAACAACGACUGUGGCAGUUUUCUUUCAUGAAAUCCCCCAUGAGGUCGGCGACUUUGCACUACUGAUCCAAUCUGGCUUUUCCAAGCGGAAGGCAAUGGGUGCCCAAUUCCUCACUGCCAUUGGAGCGUUCCUAGGAACCUUCAUUGGAAUCGCGGUUCAAGAGUUUGGCAACAACAGCGAAGUAGGAGACUUCUCGGAUUCUGGGGCGAGGGCGUUGCAAACAGGCCUUCUUGGCACGAGUUUGACAAUGAAAGAUAUGCUUCUUCCGUUCACUGCGGGAACGUUUUUGUAUGUGGGCACUGUUGCAGUUAUUCCUGAGCUAUUGGAGACGGGCAGGGAUAAAGGGCAUGAGUUGAGCAAGGCAGUUAAACAAUUUAUUGCAAUGGCAGCUGGGGCGGGAAUUAUGCUUUGCAUAUCGUGGGCUUGAUUGAGGCAUCGUUGGAGUGAAUAUGACCAACAGGAAUAAGAAGAGCUUGAGUAACUCGGUCAAUGACUCAGUAACGUUUCCUCGCAGCAGUUUGGACACACUUUUUCUUUAGAAAUACAUUCCCAGAUCCCGAAUGUACAGCCAAAUGAUUAACAAAUCAUUUGAAUUUGGAGUUCGAUGAAUACUUUGACCUCGUGAAACGAGGAACGAAAGGGUGCUUUUGGUACUUCUUCAAAGCUGUCUUUUUUUUGUGUAGAUCACUAUUUAAAUAUAAAAAUGCCUCAAUUAUAUAUAGUUACACCAUCUUCACCGCGUUCACCUCACCCACCUUGUGUCACAACAUUAACACCACGAUCACGUUAGUAUCUAAUAACGACAUAACAACAUAAUUCUUGCUGAGGACGCCUACAUAAACUACGAAGGCCCUAUGUACUCUAUCUCUUUCUUGGUGCGCAUAUAAGUUAUGGCGGGUUGGAUGGUUGGAGAUAAUCAUGUUGUUACGGCAGAACUUUUUUUUGAGAAAUAUACGUAGUAACGACACAG